Molecule: messenger RNA, 6403 nt
Organism: Trypanosoma conorhini
Lineage: Eukaryota; Euglenozoa; Kinetoplastea; Trypanosomatida; Trypanosomatidae
Exons: 1
Biological process (GO): regulation of cilium beat frequency
Cellular component (GO): ciliary basal body; axoneme
Source: RefSeq, a predicted model, not a curated record
AUGGCGCCCCCGGUUUCUGCCGCCCUCGCGGAGACGCUCGAAGGCGUUCAGGAGAAGUUGUGGUGUGCCCUGCCGUCCAUUGUCAAGAUGCGGGCCGAGAUGGCGGCGGCGGCAGCCGCAGAAGCUGCGGAAGCUGCGGAUGCGGCCCGUGAGGCCGUGCCAGAGGCGUCCGCGGAAAAGGACCCCUUCACUUCCGCCGUAAGAGCGGCCUCCGUCCCGCUUUCGGACAUGCGGCAGCUCGUGGAGUUGCUCUUCACGGCGUGCCACCGAAACCCCGCCGCGGAGGACGUGGAGAGGGGCGUCGCGGCUAUUUUGGGCGGCCUGGAGGCGGCGGAGGAGACGCGGUACACGUGGGAGGAUUUCCUUCGUGUAUUGGCGGAGGUGGAGUCCCGCUGGUUGGAGUGGCACGACCCGGAGAAGAAGUGGCUGGCCGUGAGCGAAAAGCACCACGUGAGUGUCCUUAAGGAGUUGGUGGACUGCGUCACGCAAGACGUGGAACCGUUUGCGCUGCUGCCGCGUCAGGAGGUUUUGACGGCGCAGUCAGUCGUGGCACACACCAAAACACUUGUCACGCCAUUUGAGGCCUUUGUGGAGUUUGUGCAGCCCCGCGAGUUCCCCGAGAUUUACGACACCUUGUGGAAGCUGCUUACUCAGCGUGCUGAGGCGGCAGGGGACAGUGAAACCCUGCCUGUGGAGCAAUUCACGGAGUUUUUUAAAUGGUUCUACAUGCAGGUUUUCACCAACGCCGCCGAAGACUCUGCCGCCGUGGCGGCCCGCACAAUGUGGAUCGAACAUUUAAACGCACAGGGCGUGAUGAAGAGGCGAGAUUUCGUAAAGGCAUGCCACCGCAUGUGUCGUAUGUAUACUCCUGAAACGAAGCCCACGCCUUGCCUAGAGGCCUUUUUACGCGCAAGCGUGGCGGCACAGCAGCAACCCGAAAGUGCUCUUGGGAUGACGCUGUUUCGGCAUCGCGAGCCGCCUGCCGCCUUGGCCCGCAUGCUUCUGGACCCGAACGAUUUGUACGUCGCGGAGGAGUUGGACGAGGUCAAACAGGAAAUGGAAUUGUAUGAAACAGACGUUGCCCCGAAUCGUAUUGUUCUCUACGGCAGGCGGGGUGUAGGGAAAACAACGGUGGGAAAGGCGUUGGCAACGCGUUUGAAUUGCAUACACCUCAGUCUCGAGGAGCUCGCCCUGGAGGCGGUUGCCAAGGCGGGUGCGGGGGAUGCACUUGGUGCUGAGCUCUGCAGCUGUGUGGAUCGAGAAACUCCUAUUCCGCUUUCACUGCUGAAGGCGCUUGUGCGUAGGAAGAUCGCAACCGACGAGGUGCUGUACCGCGGAUAUGUAUUUAGUGAUUUUCCCGUAAUCCACGCCGCUGCAGACGCGGAUGCACUAGACUUUGUAAGUGGGUGCGGCAUCCUAGACGUGCUUGUGCCAAACAUUCUCCUACAGCUGAGCUGUGAUGAAAGCUUUUACCCCGAACGCCUUGAGGCCACGUUGGAAGCGCGACGUGCACUGCGUGACGCUGAGCAGCAGCUUCGCAGGGCUGCGGAGGAGGAACGGGAGGAGGAGGAAUCCCGUCGCAGGGCCUCGGUGGAUCGAGUGGAACAGCUGCGGGCGACGAUAAAGCGAUACGAAGAGAUGGCUGCCGCUGAUGCCAGCGCGGUGGAACCGACGGAGUUGGAGGCGAUGAAGUCGGCGGCGGCGGCAGCUGAAAGUGAACUGCUCGAGGCAGUUGCCGCACAGAAGGAGGAAGCAGAGAAGCCAGCCAAAGUCUCCCCCGCGAGUGUUGAACGUGCAAAACAGAUAAAAAGUCUGGUGCUGCGGCGACUUCUCGAGCAGGCCCUCGGGGGAGAGGAGCCAGGCAGAGAGAUAGCCGUAACGGAGCUUCCGUGUUUUCAAGAGAUUGUGGAACGCCUCCAGUUCGUGGGCCGCUGCUUAACGGUGGGCUGCACCUCCUUGGUGGAGGACAUCACCGCUUAUGCUAUGGAGACGCUAGGGCUUCAAGCGUGUGUGCUACCGCGGGAUCUCACCACCGGGCAUGCAACACCACCCCAGCAGCAAGAGGGCGAGGGAGAUGCCAAUUUCGUCCUUGAAAGGGAGAAGGAGAUGGCGCGGGCGGUGGAAGAAGCCGCUAUGGGCAUGGGGGCUUCCUUUUCUACGCGCUGGAAGCGCUUCUGUCCGGUGACGUUUGCGGAGUGUGGGGCUUUGGUGGAGGGAGCGGCGAACUACGGCUGCGUGUUCCGGCAGCGACUGUACCACUUGGCGUCGCAGGCUAAGCUUGCCAAAUUCGCCGCGAACCCCCUGCCGUACCUCCGCCCGACGCCGCUCGACAGGGAGCCUAUUCUGCUUCUCUCCGUCGUGGAUAGACGAGACGCGGUGCAGUGUCUUCCGCCCUCCGCUGCGACGGAGCUCAUCCAGCUGCUUCACCAGCAACUGGAGCUGACGCCAAUGAAGUUUAGCGAGUUUGUUGCCCUCUGGGAGAUGCACCGCAGUCUGAAGGGGUUGCGUGAACAGGCACUCGCCGCACGGGCGAAGUUUGAACUCACGGAGCGAAAACUGCGUGCGGAGCGGCUGAAAAAACGCCGGGCCGCCCAACUAAAGAAGGAGAAAAGGCCCAAGCCACCUCCAAAGGGCAAAAAGGGACGCCUGAGUACAGUGAACAUCGCCCCACCGGAGGAGGAGUUUAACGGUUGGGAGAAGAAGCCCGAGGGACCGGAGACGGCCGCGCUGCGUAUUGAAAAAACGAUUGCUGAGCAACUGACUCGCCGGAAGACAUUUGUUCCGGUUUUGGUGCAUGCCCUUGAAGACAUGUCUGUAGACGCCGUAGAUCAAUUGCUCACGGAGGGCGUGAUACCCGAGCAGGUUAUCGUCUUGGAGUACGAGCGGUCCUCGGAAGAGGACGCGCAAGAGGCAGCCUCGCCGGUAGAGGAGGACGAUGGUGCGGAGAAGGCAACGAAGAAGGAAGAGGUGAAAUUGCCGCAGGAGUUUCUUCUUGAAAAGCUAGAGAAGCACACGCGAAACGGGGCUGGUGAGACGGAGGCUGCGGAAGGUUCCGCGCAAAAGUUUACCAUUCAUCGCCUCAGUGUGAACGACAAGGACGCACGGGUUUUGGCCGGCGAGAUUCUUCAGCUCGUGUGCCCGGGCAUGGCGCCAGUCGAGGGCGGCGUCGUCGAUGAGGCGCUGGGGGAGAUGGAAGAGGAAGAGGCCGAUGCAGAGUUGGACGAGGAGGAAGAGGGUGGCGAAGGCCCUGCGGCGGAGGCGGUUGAUCCCGCUGUACGACCGGGUAAGAGGUUCCUGAACCAAUUUGGUUCACGCCUACAGUACUGUCCAGUGACACUGUACGAGAAGCGGUUACUGCUGUGCGGCAAAAACGAGUUGUGCUUACAGUACCAAGGCAAUUUAUACGUGUUCGCCUCGGAAGAGGCCAGGACGAAGUUUGAAUGCAACCCGUUACGGUACCUUGAGACACCACCUCCAAACACACCGCCCCGUGUGUGGAUCGUGGGAUACACAAAAAGUGGGAGAAAGACGCUUGGGAGAAAGCUCCAUGAGCAGUACAAUGUCCCCUUUUUUACGUACGACCGUCGCUUUUUCGAGCGCUGCAUUGAGGCCGCACGGAAGCCUGGUGGUGAACUCAUUGAUGGUAUCCCCAUCGCUGAGCAGGGCAGUGAGAACUUGCACCUUGUACUUGCCGAGAAGAUUCUGAAGGAGUUGCGGGAUUUUGCCGCCGAACAAGAGAGAGGCAUGAAAUUGCGUGAAGAAGCAGAGGCAGUGAUGGAGCGCCGCGAACGGGAGCGAGAAAAUGAAGAGGAAGAAGAUGAGGAAGAAGAAAAUGAGGAGGCGAUUGACGAGGAGGCGGAGGCGCGGUUGCAAGAACACCUGGAAUUUGAACCCGAGACGGAUGAGGAUCGAGAGAUACGACUCAGUGAGGCCUACUUGAAGAUCGCUAGUUGUGUGACGCGUAUUGAGCCCUUCGAGUCGCAGGGCUACAUUAUGGUCUGCCCGCCGUUUUCGGAGGGCGACAUUGAGGUGCUCUUCACCACCGGGGGUAUUCCGGAGGCGGCGGUGAAGUUGGACCUCUCAGAGGAGCUCUUCUUUGCAUAUAACAAGGCGACUCGCCGGGCCCCACCCGCCGCGGCCGGCGCUUCUGUUGCCGCGACAGAGCCACAGGAGGAAGCUUUGAGAAAAAUGUUAGAAAAGGAACAGCAGAAGAAGGAGCGAGAAUUGCGGAAGUGGCGUCGUCGUCACAUCGGCAGGGAUGACCCUGACACUGAGGAGGAUGAGGAGAAUGAGGAGGGCGCGCCAUCGGCGGAAAGGGGAAACAAUGGGGCCUCCGGGGACGCUGACGAGGAUGAGGACGCCAUCGCGGAGUCGCUUGAAUCUCUUCGAAACAUAGAAAAAGAUGCUCUGACGGAGUUUGAGGAGGCCAUUACGGAACGCUCUGUGAAGUUGGUGGAACUUAGUGGUGAUCUUUCUCCAAACGCCGUGUUUCGUGCUACCACUCGUCAGCUGUUCAGAUUUCUAGAGCAUCGCCGUUCUCUGUUAUACGCUGCAGAAGUUAUUCGCUUUGACGACGCCGUGAAAAUGCUGGAGUCUGGCAGGGCACUUCUUUCAUAUUUUGGAUACACCGACCCGGUUGCCUUGUACGACGAACGACAUGGGGUGAGGCGUGUGUGUAAGUGGAUGACAAACAGCACUACUUUGGCGCCAGAACAGUGCACUGAAGCGGCAGCAGUGCCCGCGGACGCAGCUAACGAGGGCAGAGAGGCAAAUAGUGAAGAAGAGAGGGAAGAGGCCGGCGUCGAAGAGGGCCAGACACCGUUUGAGAGAGACCCGGCAUCAGGCGAGGACAUGGACGACGAGGAAAUGAGUGAGCAUGACGACGAGGAAAUGGAGGAGAUACGCGAAACUUAUGAACGAAGAAAACGGCGGGAUUGGCUUCGUCGAUGUCAACGAGUAGCCCUUCUUUGUGGUCGGCUGUACUUUUUUGACAAUGACGAGUCUCUUCUGCGAUACCUGCGUGAUCCAUUGUUGUUUGUGCAGCAACCCCCACCACUGCCUCAACCCCUGAGUAAGCCUGUUGUUUCCGUCUACGAUAACGCCCGCAUAUUACGUCAUCAGGAGGGUGUAAAGCAGCGAUGCACGGCGAAUCACAUCGCCUUUAACCUGAAUUACCUAUUUGUUUCGCUUCCAAAGCUUCUUUCCUGGGCCGCGGUGCACGCUCCUCUGCUUUCCCUUUCACGGCGUACUAUUGAUGCUGUUAUUGCUGGCUCAGUCGAUGAUGGGUUUGUUGCAGAAUUGCUGGUGCAUCGUCUCAGCGCCGGGGACGCUAAGCGGAGAGGUGUGGUGCUGUUUAACCUGCCAAGGACACCCGAGCAGUACAAACUCCCGGGAGGGCGGGAGUUGCGGGUAGACAAGGUUUUUAAGUUUGAGAAAGCAAGAUAUACGGAUGUGACGGCGCUGAUGACCGCCACGGCCACAGUCGCUGUCUCUUCCUCAACUCCUCCAGAUACCAUCGCUGCCCUUGCGGAGAUCACAGAGUGCGUUGACGCCUUUGUUAGGAAUGAAGGCCGUGCGUUGUUGAGCUCCAGCAGAGGGUUCCCAAUGAGCAUGGACAACACGUAUCAUACGACGGCGAACAUUGAGAGCCAUCUCUCGUCGUAUCAAUGGUUCUGUCCCUACAGCUGGUUUUUGCAUGAGCUUUUGGUGGACCAGCGUGAGAGCCGUCGCUACGGUGCCAAGUUUCUUGGUAAGUACUACUUCUUCUCUUCGGACGAAUACUUACAACGCUUCCUGCGCAAUCCCGGAGAGCUGUCUGCCCCACCGGGGCUGAGGCCUUUACCGAGUGCCCUUCCGUCGCGAAUGCCGCCCAGCACGGAGUAUUCUUUGGAAUUACUCGGGUGUUGCCCAGUGACGUUGUGGGACACGCGGGAAAAGAAGGGACUGCGCGGAGUGUUGGAGCCUGUUGCCAAGAAAGGGGACCCAAGUUGUGUUGUGGAGUACGAGGGUCGAUAUUACGCACUGCUCGAUGAGGCCGCGUUAAAGCGUUUCUUGAUGCGUCCGUGGACGUUUCUUGCCGGGGCGUUUUUGCCACCUUCUCGCAAGGCGCCACUGCCCGAGGGACAGACCCUGCCGACAAUUGAGGAGGAAACGUUUAUGCGUCGUGUGCUCUAUGAUCCUGUCGCCUACGCCUUAAUCGCAGUGGCGGAAGCGCGGCCGAAGUACCCUGGUCUGUCCUUGGAGGAAUCCGCCUUGAAGUUUGUGGCGCUGCACAUGAAGUGUUUUAACAGCAAUAAUACUCCCAUCCAAGCGGAAAAGUACAAGGAGAACUACGAGGCAUUUCGGAAGCGUGCGAUGCUGUACAGAUCCAUGACGGAGGUCUCCGAGGGCGAGGUCCACGACG